AUGUCGACUAAAACUAAACACGCCUGUUCGUCCUGCAGGAGCAUGAAGCGCAAAUGCGACGGUCAGCAUCCGUGCUCUAAUUGUGUAAAAACAGACCAAGACUGCUUAUACAACAAACCUUCUCGCAAGCGACGCCGUUCGAUCACCGCUCCGGCUGAACAAGCACGCGAUGAUCUCCAGGCGGACCCAGCUGUGCCACGUACAGGGGGACUCGCCGAAAUAAACUCUGGGGCCCUCCUCGCGAAGGGGCUGGGCCUCUCAACCAGCUCUUCCUCUGCUGAAAAACCUCGUCUUUGCUCGUGGAACCUCAGCCUGCGAGACAGUACCAUAGGCUGCUACGCAGAAGCACCGCUCACCCAAGUCUUGAGUAUCCCUCGUAUGCAGCAGCUGGCAGCUGUAUACUUUGCAGAAGUUCAUCCCGUGUACCACUUCCUCGAUCAUGCGAUGGUUGAGCGUGCCAUUCUUUCCAUGUCACCUGAUCAGCCUCUAUUUGACCCUGCCCACCACGUGCUUCUGGGAAUCGCUGCCCUAGCAUGCCUCUUCAGCGAUCAGCCAAAUGAUCUAGAAUCCCGGAUUGUGCAGUAUGCUCGAGCCGCUCUGGAGCAUUCGACUACGCUACAAUUACCGACCGUGGAUCAUAUAGUCGGAUGGUUACUCCGCGUCAUCUACCUACGAUUGACCGGCUCACCAAACGCGACAUGGAUCGCCAGCUGCACGGUGAUGCAUAUGAUUGAAACAGCCAGGCUACAUCUCGAACCAUCAAAUGCCGGUCCUCUUUCGGCUGCGGAUAGUUCCUACAGUCCGCAACUGAGAAAACGAAUCUAUUAUAUCGCGCAACUCUUCAAUACAUGGAUAUCCUACGACUACGGACGGUGUCGUAUAAUACCUCGCGGUGCGUCCUGCUCCCUUCCCGCCGAGGACUGGACAGCAGACAACAUCGCUAUCUGGCGAUUGACAGACUCCCUGGACCCCGAUCGACAUCUUGACUCGACAGAACUAGAGAACCUACUACUCCAAGCUUCCGAACUGACACUCUCCCAUCCGGCCUUGGAACUCAAGCGGUGCAAUAUUGCAUUGUGUAUAUAUCGCAGACUUCGUGUAUCCGGUCGUGUUGUGUCCAGCAAGGCUUUAUCUCAAGUCUUGUAUCUGGCAGAUAUGGGCAUUGACAAAGCAACUGAAAUGGCCAGGAGGCACUCCCCGUGGUGGCAUAUUGUGAAUGUGCCUUUCCAGAUAAUUUGUGUCUUGCUUGCAAUUGAUACUAGAGCUUCACUUGAGCGUAUAGGGAAGACACUCUCUACGUUGCGAUUGAUUGCACGUAUCUAUGGCACGAGUGCCAUCAACGAGACCUUUGUGACCGCCCAUUCCCUUAUACGGAUUCAUAUGAGGCGGAAAAAGGAGGAUUAUGAGUUAUUAAACCGGGUGGAGGAAGAUAUUAGGGCGUGGGAGGGUGACCCCAGUGCACUGCAGCCCAGUCCCCCAACUGCCUUUGUAUCUCAGCCGGUCGAUAUGUCGAAUGAUGUCAUGGGAGAAUCUUGGGAUAUAGAUUAUCUAUUAUCAUCGAGCCUCUUUACUCCUUGGGGAUGA
Aspergillus bombycis is the source of this 1584-nucleotide messenger RNA. RefSeq lists its product as uncharacterized. Gene Ontology annotation, biological process: DNA-templated transcription; response to xenobiotic stimulus; regulation of DNA-templated transcription. Gene Ontology annotation, molecular function: DNA binding; DNA-binding transcription factor activity, RNA polymerase II-specific; zinc ion binding. The coding region runs from base 1 to 1584 and encodes 527 amino acids. Lineage: Eukaryota; Fungi; Ascomycota; Eurotiomycetes; Eurotiales; Aspergillaceae. The transcript has a single exon. The record is from RefSeq and is a predicted model, not a curated record.